UUGUUCUACUCUGGACAGCUGGAGGAGAAAAUGGCAGCACUCAUGUUAGGGCAGCAGCUCCGCCAGUUCAGCACGUCUGUGAUCAGAUCCAAACUGGUUAAGUCUCCCAUCGAGGUCUAUGGAGUCGAGGGCCGCUAUGCCACGGCUCUGUUCUCAGCUGCCAGUAAGCAGAACAAACUGGACCAAGUGGAGCAGGAGAUGGGGAAAGUGUCUGCCCUGAUCAAGAAUCCAAAUGUUUCUUCUGUUGUCAUGAAUCCUCAUGUUAAGCGCAGCAUCAAGCAGAAGACUUUCCAUGACGCUCUUGCAAAGGACAAGGUUUCAGCCAUCACUCUCAACCUCAUCAAAGUUUUGUCUGACAAUGGUCGUCUGACUAUAACUGGUGAUGUUAUCAAUGCCUUUGGCAAGAUGAUGAGUGCACACCGUGGAGAGGUCAUCUGCUCUGUCACCACUGCUCAGCCAUUGGGUGAAGUUGAUCUUGCUGACCUGAAAGUAGCCCUCAAGGGCUUUCUUCAGAAGAAUGAAACUAUCAAGCUGGAAACAAAGUCGGAUUCUGCAAUCCUGGGUGGCAUGAUCGUCAGUAUCGGAGACAAGUAUGUGGACAUGUCCACUAAAAAAAAGAUUCAGAAGCUGUCGAAGCUCAUCAAGGAAACUUAAGUCCUGUGGACUUAAUUUAGCGGAAGGUCGAAGACGACCAUUGUGGGGAAACGCUGAUUAAUGUAUAAUGCUAUCUGUUCUGGCAUGUCAGUUGCUACAUAAAAUCCAGUGUCUAUACUUAAGUGGAUAUGGAUGUUAAUAAAAAGUACAAAACAAUG
Molecule: messenger RNA, 812 nt
Organism: Pseudoliparis swirei
Lineage: Eukaryota; Metazoa; Chordata; Actinopteri; Perciformes; Liparidae
Gene: atp5po
Product: ATP synthase peripheral stalk subunit OSCP
Exons: 7
Coding region: 31-654 (207 amino acids)
Biological process (GO): proton motive force-driven mitochondrial ATP synthesis
Molecular function (GO): proton-transporting ATP synthase activity, rotational mechanism
Source: RefSeq, a predicted model, not a curated record